UCCUUAUCAAAGAAGCCCCCGAACCUCAUGUUACAGCAGGCUGGAGUGUUUUGCUGGGCGAAAACACGCUCUUGGACUCUUUCCCAUGCACUUGCUUCUGCUCACAGCGGGCUCUCUGCUCUGCCUUGGCUCAGCCUUUCUUCUGUUCCCCUCUGAUCCUAUCUGAGAAACCGUGUCAGAGUAAGGGUGAGAGGCUGCACACCUCGCCUCCUUCAUGGCUGCUGUUUCUUACCAGCACUUUGCCUGUUUUGUGGUGUUUAUUUUCUCUGUGCACGGUGUACAAAGCUGGAUGGACGCACUUUCUGACACCUGCACGGUGCCGUGGGUACGUCCUGUGUUUUACCAACCCAGCUUCUGUUUAUACUUGCAGGACAAUUGGUGCUGGCUUCCCAGCGCCAGGACAUUGCUCUACGUUCCUACCUGUGAUCCACUGCAACCUGAAAUUUUCCUGCAGGACUGCUGUGCAGCCAGAAACUCCUUGUUCUGCAUUCCCCAGCUAAUUACUCGUGUCUGUAUGCAAAGGGUAACUCUCCCUGUUACCUAAUCGUGCUUGGUUUGUUAUUUCUUUAGCAUGAAAAGAUCCACUGGAAUCCUAAUCCUGUCCUCUAAUGUGUUGCAGUCCCUCACAACUUUUUAUUUGUGAAUAUAGCAAGCACAGUCCCUAGAUGACCAGAAAAAUUAUUAGGCAGGAUAGCACUGGGCUCACAACAGAUUUCUGAUCGGAUGUGGUGUGGGAAUCAAUCGCUUUAUUUUCAUUUAGAUAUUUGCCUGUUUCCUUCAAUCAGCGUCAUGGGUCUUCUUGAGGAGAUUCUGACAAAACACCCAAAUAGCUCCCAGGCUAUUAUUGCAGAGCAUCUAUGGAAAAGACCCUUGGAGAACCUCACUGAUAAAGUGAGGAUGAAGGCACCCUGAAAACCAUUCCCAGUGAUGGAUUUGACACCCCAGUGCUGUCCGUCAAGUCUGUGCCUUGCAGAUAGUGUCCAGGGCUGGUGCCUGACCAGAAGGACACCCAGGCUGGAUUCCUGCAGCCCUGGGGUGCAGACCUGACCCAGGCAGCUCCUGCUGGCACCGGGUCGAUCAGGGCUGCACCCGGCGGUGCUGAGUAGCCGGAUCUGGAGGAGGGGGAAUUGCCCCCGCGCGUCCGGGUUGGUGCAAGCGGCCGGGAGCUGGGAGCUGAAGCCCACUGGAGCAUGGCCCCAGCCGCCAGGCACCUUUGGGAGCGGGUCCAGAAGGUCGCAGUGACAUUGCACGCGCCAGAAAGCAAACGCCGCCUCUCCGAAGAUGGCUUUGCUUGAGUUCCUCCUCCCGCCGCUCUGCUCGCAGCAGGCGCCGCUCUAUAAAACCCAGCACCUCCAGCGUUCCUCACCGUGGCCAUCUCAGACCUGCUUUGCUCCCGGCGUGCCGAGAUCUCCACCGUCCUCCAGACAUGAGGGUGCUCUGCGUGGUCUUUGCUGUGCUCCUGCUUUUCUCCAUGGCCACGCCGGGGUACGGGCAGCCGAAGGGCUUUUGCGCAGGGUACUGCUCCUACUCGUGUGCCAAAACGGACGAGUGGACGUUCCACCAGACCUGCGGGAAGAUGUACUGCUGCAUCCCCCCUCCCAAAAAGGGAAAAUGAUUGCAACGGAGACCAAGAACGGCGCUUUCAGUGGAGAUCCCAGUGCUGCGUUCAUUGCGUGCCGGAGACGGUUUCAUUGCUUUGAAGUAAAUGUGGCCAGAUGUGAUUUCUGUGUGCCGUGUGGUUCAUUCGCCUCCUGGGCAGGGAGCUCCAGGAGAGGUUCUGCAGCCUCCCUGGACCACAAACACAAUGUACCUCCGAUAACCACAGACCUGUGACUGUAAA
Molecule: messenger RNA, 1840 nt
Organism: Cygnus olor (mute swan)
Lineage: Eukaryota; Metazoa; Chordata; Aves; Anseriformes; Anatidae
Product: small basic protein 1
Exons: 2
Coding region: 1427-1615 (62 amino acids)
Source: RefSeq, a predicted model, not a curated record